Lates calcarifer (barramundi perch) is the source of this 5409-nucleotide messenger RNA. RefSeq names its product zinc finger DHHC-type palmitoyltransferase 9 (gene zdhhc9). Gene Ontology annotation, biological process: protein targeting to membrane; peptidyl-L-cysteine S-palmitoylation. Gene Ontology annotation, molecular function: protein-cysteine S-palmitoyltransferase activity. Gene Ontology annotation, cellular component: endoplasmic reticulum; Golgi apparatus. Lineage: Eukaryota; Metazoa; Chordata; Actinopteri; Centropomidae. The transcript has 9 exons. The record is from RefSeq and is a predicted model, not a curated record. The coding region runs from base 729 to 1928 and encodes 399 amino acids.
UUCAAUCUAGGCGUGUUUCCUGCUGCCAUUGACUAAAACCGAGAACUGGCAUCCUGCGGGAAAAAGCACAUCAAACAGCUUUACGUUUGCGUCCACUGAGGCUGCGAUUAUUUCUUAUAGUAGAAGGUUUUUUUUCCUUUUACAUGAAGCUUUUUGUCCAUGUCAAGCAGCACGGUCAUAGUCUAAAGCGGAGCAGCUCGCCUGUGUACGAUCGUUUAUGAUUUAUCGAGAUGAUAUGAAUGUCAACCGGUCAAGGUCCGCUCCACCAAUGCAACAGCCACUGGAUUCUCUGGCUUCUGGUGGGGAACAUCUGCCUCAAGCGUUUGGAUGAAUUUCUAAUAAUUUCCAGAGCCUGAGUGCGGACGGUGAAGGGAUUAAGAUUGUUUGUUUGAGCAGCGUGGGAGCCUCAGAGUGGGAAUGACAUGCUGCAGCAAGGACGGGAAACUGGAAAUAAUGUGGAUUAGAAAACACUGAUGAUGUGACUGCGACGCUUUUAAUGAGAAGAAAAUGCUUCAGAGUCGUCGCCCUGUGCAGAAAUCUUUGAUAUUACUGAGUUAAGUCGUCUGUGUUUUUUGCCGAUGGUCUGACUGGACAGUAUCUGUAAAGAAUAUACGAGCGUAAGAUCCUCCUCAGUUCCAUCUGCUCAUUGUCUAAAUCGUUUUACAGCAUAACACCUGACAUUUAACCCAAAGAAGGUCUGAAGACUGAUCUGAAAAGAGGAGGGCACCAUGUCGGCGGUGAUGAUAACGCGAAAGGUGCGAAAAUGGGAGAAGCUCCCGGGGAAAAACACUUUCUGCUGCGACGGACGGGUGAUGAUGGCCCGGCAGAAGGGAGUCUUCUACCUGACCCUGUUCCUCAUCAUCGGGACCUGCUCCCUCUUCUUCGCUUUCGAGUGUCCGUACCUGGCUGUGCAUCUGUCUCCAGCCAUCCCAGUCUUCGCUGUCCUGCUCUUCCUCUUCGUCAUGGCCAUGUUGCUGAGGACCAGCUUCAGUGACCCCGGGGUGCUGCCGCGGGCCCUCCCAGAGGAAGCCACUUUCAUCGAGAUGGAAAUCGAGGCUGCCAAUGGGAACGUCCCCGCAGGGCAGCGGCCUCCGCCUCGAAUCCGCAACGUUCAGAUCAACAACCAGAUCGUCAAGCUCAAGUACUGCUACACCUGCAAAAUCUUCCGACCGCCACGAGCAUCUCACUGCAGCAUCUGUGACAACUGCGUUGACCGUUUUGAUCACCACUGUCCAUGGGUGGGCAACUGUGUGGGCAAGAGGAACUACCGAUACUUCUACCUGUUCACCUUGUCCCUCUCCCUGCUCACCAUUUACAUCUUCACUUUUGACAUCGUCCACGUGGUCAUGCGUUCAGUGGAUAAUGGCUUUUUGAACACUUUGAAAGAAACUCCUGGAACUGUGCUGGAGGUGCUGGUGUGUUUCUUCACCCUGUGGUCAGUGGUGGGACUUACCGGCUUCCACACCUACCUGAUCUCCCUCAACCAGACCACUAAUGAGGACAUUAAAGGAUCCUGGUCUGGAAAGAACAGAGUCCAGAACCCAUACAGCCACAAGAACAUCGUCAAAAACUGCUGUGAGGUGCUCUGUGGGCCGACGUACCCAAGCGUCUUGGACAGAAGAGGACUGAUGCAGGAGGAUUCGCCUGUUUCUGCGGCGUCUGCUGCACCCUCCUCCUCCUCCUCCAACAGCAGCAGCAGCAACCCAGUACCACAAACCACGCAUGCUGUCCUCUGCCUACAGAAAACCACAGCCCCGCUCAUCCCCAACGAGCACACACCUGACGACGCCAAGCCGAGCAUUGCUGCCUCAGCAGAGAAGAGCCCCUCCCCCAGAGAGGAGCACCAUCCCCCUGCUCCCAAGGUCCCACCCCUGGCCUCACCCGAGACUGAUGCAGAGACAUCCAUUGCCAAGGACAAGACCCAUUAGCUGUAUGAGGGGGCGGCUCUAAUCGUAGCCACUCCCCUCCCCCCCCAAUCCACCCACACCUCCCUCUCCCCCCCUCAGCAUCCUGCCUGGUCAGGAACUGGAACAUUAAUAAUCAAUGUCUGAUUACUGUGCGGGUGACUCAGUUAUUCUCCGACUCUUGCCCUACAUUCAACCAGGAGAGCAGAGUUUCUGCUGCAGCUCCUCCUCUUCCCUAUUCCUCCUCCUCACCAGUAGCUGCAGAGGUGUUUGACUGACACUUACUCCUGCAGGAAGGGGAGUGAUUUAAUGGAAAGUCAGCAGCUUCCUCUGACUCCUGAACACUGCAUGGAAAAGACACGCAGGGAGAGAAGCUGUUGGGACAACUGCAGGAAAAAAAUUCUUCAAGCAUAUGACUUUCCCUGCAGUUCGCCUGUGGGUUGCUCUGAUUGUCAGUACUACUUCUUUUCAUUAUUUAAAGUUGCUUAAUGACAUUUAUUGUGAGAGGCCAGUUCAAAUAUACUCCUUGCAAGUGUCUGGCAAAGACAAUAUUACUUCUGGACAUGUAUAAAACUUCAUACCUUUUGUUGUGUGCACAUUACAUGCCCUAUGCAAACCAUGCGAAGGCUGGACAAAUGUUUUGUUUUUGAGUGUGGAUAAAAGGGUUUCACCUGUAAGUCUGUGAGUAUGAUGUCCAGGCAGGGGGAGGACAUGCAAAUCCUUAGCUGAGAUAUCCCUAAAGGCUCCUUCCAGGCAAGUCAGUAUCUACCUUUUAUUCUGAUAUUGCUGCAUUCAGUACUGUUGUUACUUACGUACAUCUCUUUUUUUAAUUUUUAAAGUGAUCUGAUCCAGACCAACGUCUGUCCUUCCAUUUUUAUAUAACUGAGGAUGUAGUUCGACGUUGACGCUCUUACAUAGGUGAAACUACGUUACGCACAGUUAGUCUUGUAUCCAGGAGAUGCUUAGUCCCAGACAGUGUGAGUGAGAAAAGGCCUGACUUCUGAUGAUCCUAGACACUCGUAGUGACAGUGCCUUAUCAUAACAGUUGCACUAUGAAAUGCAACUGAGGUCAAACAACAGACAAGCCCGUCAGAUCUGUUCUGAUUGUUAAAUGAGCAAUGGCAACGUUAAUACACAAAUUAGUCCAGUGGUUCCCAACCAGUGGGGUCACAAGAUAAAUCUAGAGAUGAUAAAAGGAAUAGUUAGACAUUUUGUGAAAUAUUCUUUAUUUGCUUUCUUGAUGAGAUUGAUGCGAGAUGGUUAGCGUAGCAUAAAGACCAGAAACAGAGGGAAACUGCUAGCCUGGCUCUGUCCAAAGGUAAAACACCAGCCUGACAGCAACUCUGAAACUCAUUAAUCAACACAUUAUAUUUAGUUUGUUUUAUGCUCAUACAACCUGACACAUAAUGUUUGUGGAUUUAGAACUGGAACUCUCUCCUUCCUGUUGUUUUUACACUUCAGUAUUUGCACCAAUUAAACACACUACAUACAAUGUGUUAACUGUGAGAUUUAGAGCUGCUGACACAUGCAGUUUACCUUUACACAAGCUAGCUGUUUCCACCUGUUUCCAGUCUUUAUGCCAAGAAAGAAGUUUAUUUCUCAAAAGUAAUGCUUUUAACAGAAAAUUCUGUUGUAUUACACUCAAAUUCGUGCUUAUUUUAAUGAAAUACCAUGACUGCUCCUCCAGAAAUGAUCAGAAAAUAAAAUCACUAUUUGGCUGAACUUGUCACAACUAGUAAAUAAAUGCAACUAUGACAAGUAGACAUUGCUGAGUUUUGGGGGGUAGAGGUUGGGAACCACUGAACUAGACUGUGUGGAGAAAAAAAAUAAGCAAAGCCAUGGUUGAAUUGUACAUAAUUUUAUUAAGUGUAGAUGUACUGUAAACCUCUCAGCUGAUGAGUGACGAUGACCAACAUCAGCAAGGUUUUGUUUUUUAACUUUUUCCAAGCGUAAGUGCGGCCAGUGUUAAUUAUUCUGCCUGUGAGCUUUAGCACCUCCUCCUGCAAAUCACAUCAGUGCUGAUCUUCCUCAGAGUCCUCUCUCUUCCUGCCGUCUUCUGCCUUCUCAUAUUUAACUCAUCCUCUCCUCCUUUUACUCACAUCUUUUGCUGUGACAGUUUUUCGUACAGUCAGCCCAAAGCUGGGGGGGUGAUUCCACUGCAGCCGUCUUUGGUGGGAUCAUUAUGGCAGAGAGUUGUUUUGGUCACAGAGAUUGCUCGAGGGGGACAGAAUCCACUCAAAGAAAAAUGAAAGAAAGUGAAGCAAAUUCUUAGUAUUUAAAUGACUUUAGAAAAUAGCGAGAGUUUGUCUUAGUGAUUGUGUUUUAUGCAAGACAGAGUUAGUGUUUGUGAAAUAUACCUGUGUAGAAAUUCUAGUGCGUCAAAAGCAUUCGUGUCAGACUCUGAAAUCUGCCUGAGAUCAUUUAUAAGAAGACACAGUCACAAUUCUUCGUUAAUCCCCUAAAAAGUUAACUCCAAAAAGUAAGUGGAAGCAUGGAUAAUAAUUUUAAGAAUGCUGAGAUUGUAUGAAUAUUUUUGUGGAGCAGUUUAAAGCUCAAGACUGAUAUUAGGCACUAAACAAUAGAAAAUGAAGGACUGUGAGUAACAAUGUUCUUUCAUUAUUGAUUCAUCUGAGGAUGAUUUUCAUGAUCAAAUGAGUGUUUGUGUGAAAAUGGUGAAAAGUAUAUGUUGUCUAACCAACAGUCCAAACCCCCAAAAUAUUCACUUUAUUAUGAGAAAAUCAUCAAUAUUCACAUUUGAAAAACUGGAACUAGCAAAUUUUGUUCACUUUUUCUUGAAAAAUGCCAAACAAAUAAUUGAUCAUUAGAAUUGUUGCUAAAAGCUUAAUCAAAUCGUUUCAGCCCUAGAUUAAUCCUCUAUCCCUGCUCAUUUUCUCUAUACUCAGAGGAGGAAAGAUGGAUAACUGACGCAUGUCCAGCGGACGAUGCUGUAAAGUGUGUGGCAGUAUUGUUUCUGUGAACUAAAGAAGUGUAAUUAAUGAAUAUUUGUUGGAAGGUAAUCUCCAAAAAUGUUCAGUUUUCAAUGAGAAGUACUAAACCAAGACCAGUUUUUUGUGGAAGGUAUUUGAAGACUUUGUAUCUGAUUGCUUUGUGUUUGCUGUCACCGAGAAGCAAGAAUGUAUGUGAUUGAUAUUUCGGUAGAAGAAGGGAUGUUUGUGUUGAAUUCCUGUUUUAAAGCAGAUUUUAAAGGGAUGGUUGAACUUUGAUUUUUAGCUCUGAGGGUUUUCAGACCGUUGAGCGACCGAGCUGAGCUGUUGUACGAGUGAUUUCUGUGUUAAAACGCCAUGACAUGAUCAGAUCUGAAUGCUCUGAUUAGUUUAUUACAUUGCAUUAUGUAAACAGAUACAGUACUAUAUCACUGAUGGAGCUCUUAUUUAUGUUCACUUUGUUUAGUAUCAACACUGUGACUAUAUGUAUUUCAUUCAAUUUACUUCACUUCUUUUUACAUGAUCAAUGUGUCUGGUAAAUAAACAAUAUUGUCUUAUUA